Osmia bicornis bicornis is the source of this 2722-nucleotide messenger RNA. It is a transcript of the gene bbc, whose product is annotated as cholinephosphotransferase 1. Gene Ontology annotation, cellular component: endoplasmic reticulum membrane; Golgi apparatus. The transcript is spliced from 11 exons. Lineage: Eukaryota; Metazoa; Arthropoda; Insecta; Hymenoptera; Megachilidae. Gene Ontology annotation, biological process: phosphatidylethanolamine biosynthetic process. The coding region runs from base 333 to 1847 and encodes 504 amino acids. The record is from RefSeq and is a predicted model, not a curated record. Gene Ontology annotation, molecular function: ethanolaminephosphotransferase activity; diacylglycerol cholinephosphotransferase activity.
CUGGUUGGAACCGGAACUACAAGUGAAGUCUACAAAAAUACCAUUUUUCUGCAUUAUAUAAACUACCAUUUCUAAAUUAUUACAUUUUAAUUAAUCUCAUGAGAAAUACUCCGUAUUAAAUAAUAAAUGUUAACGAAAAGGCUUACUAAAUUUAAUAAAAAUCUGGCACUUUUUAGCAAUGAUUUAUACAUGUGCAUAUAUGCAUGCUAUCUACAUAUGUGCAUGUUUGCUAACAGUUACUUGUUGUGUUUAAUCUUUGUAUUGUGAGGAAUCAAUGAUUGUUGAAUUAUCAUAAUCAUUCUUGUUCUUGGUAAUUCGACAAACUUUGAAUUAUGCAGUUUUAUAAGGAAAAACUUUUGUCACCUGGACAAUUGAAACGUCUGAGUGAACACAAGUACAGCUGUACAACGAAUAGCCUUUUGGACGGACUUCUUCAACCGUGGUGGGACUGGCUCGUUAGCAAAGUUCCACUUUGGCUUGCACCUAAUUUAAUCACGAUUUUGGGGCUUAUCGUGAACAUUGUUACCACUUUAAUUCUUAUUUAUUACAGUCCCGAUGCUAAAACCGAGGCACCUAGGUGGGCAUGCUUUUUAUGUGCACUGGGUUUAUUCAUUUAUCAAAGCCUGGAUGCCAUAGAUGGCAAACAGGCAAGAAGAACAGGAACUUCAACACCAUUGGGUGAACUGUUUGAUCACGGAUGUGAUUCUAUAUCAACCGUGUUUGUUGCUCUGUCAGCAUGUAUAGCUGUACAAUUAGGAUAUUAUCCAACAUGGAUGUUUUUCCAAUGUUUCUGUGCAAUGACACUAUUUUAUUGUGCUCAUUGGCAGACCUAUGUUUCAGGUUCAUUAAGAUUUGGCAAGGUUGAUGUUACGGAAGCACAGUUUACUAUUAUAACGAUUCAUCUGAUUUCUGCAAUCUUUGGGCCCAAAAUAUGGAUGAUGGAGAUACCAUACAUAGAUGGUUUUAUGUUUAAGUAUUUAAUAGGAGUUAUGACAGUAAUUUGUGCACUGGCAAACUUAUAUUCCAUCUUUUCGGUGAUUUUCACCGGAGGAGUGGGCAAGAAUGGUUCAACUGUGGCUAUGCCAGUGCUUGGUGUAGGCACGAUCAGUAACUACGUAGCAGUGUUAUUUUAUGCAGGCUACAUUCAUGUAUUCCUUGAAUUCUGUAAAGUGUUUGAAUCUGGUGGGAUUGGAAAGAAUGGUUCCACAAUUGCAUUGCCAUACACUGGCACAGAGGUCAAGGUGUUUCCAUUAUGGGCUGCUGUGGGCAUCGCUAUUUUAUUUGCACAGAGCAGCAUGUCCGUCAUUCUUGCCGGUGGUGUCGGAAAAAAUGGCUCCACCGUCGCAGGAACAUCAGUUUUAUCACCAAUUAUUCCAUUUAGCUUUGUGGUAGUACCAGCUUUUAUAAUUUAUAGAAAAAGUGCUGAACAUGUAUAUGAAAAUCAUCCUGCACUGUAUAUACUUGCAUUUGGAAUGGUUGCAGCUAAAGUUACCAAUCGAUUAGUGGUUGCUCAUAUGACAAAAAAUGAAAUGCAAUAUUUAGACAGUUCACUGAUUGGACCAGCAAUGCUGUUCUUGAAUCAAUAUUUCAAUUUCUUUAUCAAAGAAUAUUAUGUUCUUUGGCUAUGCUUUAUCUGGGUGACUUUGGAUUUAUUCCGAUAUAGUGCUCAAAUAUGCCUUGAGAUUUGCGAUCAUAUGAAGAUCAAACUGUUUAGGAUACCCUUAGGAGAUCAUCGAUCGAGCCAGGUUUCUAAUACAGCUGAAAAAAAUGUUCACAUGAUGGUGGAACAAGAACCUCUGUUAGACGAGGAUUAUCAUCAUGGAUCCGAUACCACCCUCGACCUAUGACGAUUGCAAAAAUAUUUCUCAACGUUCAAGAUGGACAGGGUGUCAAUAAAAGUUUCUACUAAUUGGAAAUUAUUUUUUCCAAUGAAAGACUCGUGUAAACUGGUAUGGUAGCAAAGUACAAAUCUUGGCUGACCUUUGCUCCCUUCUGAAUUGCUGCAUUGUUUUUGAUCAACAUUUGGAUAGAAGGGAGAUGGAAGUUGUGGAUACGUAUAUGAUACGUUUGAAAACCGGUGAUUGAAACAUAGUUGUUCUAAACAACGUAAUACCCGUUAGAUAAGACUUCAUAUUAAUUAUUUCAGAUUUUAGAUUUUAACCCUUGUGCACUGUUUAAAUGAAGAAAUAUAUUAGAUCUGAAAGAGUGCUUGAUGGUUGAAAGAUUUAAGAAAACGAGGGUAGGAAGAUAAUUCUUUUUCUUUUGUGUGUUUUAGAAGGUCAUCCUUUAUAAGGAUAAUCCUUGAUACUAUGUAAGAGGAGAUAGGACAUUUUUCUUGAUAGAAUUUUAAAUCAGAACUUUUCUCUGGACAUAUUUGGUAUCAAGAUAGUACAGGUUUUAGCAUAAUAAGUAACAUAUGUAUUAAUUCCAAUGUAUUAUGGUCUUGUAAUUUUCACUGAAUUCUUAACAAUACUUGUUUAAAGUCGUAGAGGAAGCAAAGUAGGGCAGUAAUAGAUUUUAUAAAUAGCAGUUCGACGUAAAAUUUAUGUACACUUUCAUCUAUUUAUUACUUAAGAUUUAAGUUGAAAUUAUAUAUUAUCUGUAUAGAAAUUUUUCCAUGGAAAGCUACACGGUUUUUAAAAUACUAGUAUCAUCAAGUGAACGUACUGUUGUAAACUGUGAAUAAUGUAAUUUUGUGCAAUCAAAUAAAUUUUCAUUAACA